Molecule: messenger RNA, 1750 nt
Organism: Chilo suppressalis (striped riceborer)
Lineage: Eukaryota; Metazoa; Arthropoda; Insecta; Lepidoptera; Crambidae
Source: the annotation of a GenBank genome assembly
AUGGUUAAAGCGGAAAGGACUACAAAAAAUAUCUUAUCUUGUCAAUCCAGAGGAGACGUGACAAAAAGUCCAUCCCAUGGGUCUCGCUCAUCAGAUAACAUCUGUUAUGUUGAAACAAGAAUAGGGCCAAAGCCUUUGCCGCUUGUUGGAAACCUUUUUUCCGUGUUAUUCGAACUCAAAAAGGUAAAGUAUCAUCAUAGCUUAUGGAAGUGUUGGUCGAAUAAGUAUGGAGGUUUGCUUGGAUUGAGACUCGGCUCUGUCAACACAGUGGUUGUGUUUGGAAAAGAAAUGAUUAAGGAGGUGUACUCCAGGGAAGUUUUCGACGGAAGACCUGAUGGGUUCAUGUACACGUUACGAUCUUUCGGUAAAAAGCUUGGUAUCGUCUUUAACGACGGUUCUUCAUGGGCAAAGACAAGGCGAAUUGCUUUAAAAUUCAUGAAGAGUCACGGAUAUGGAUCCCGACUUAUGGAGGAACACAUCUCCGAAGAAUGUAAGGAGCUCGUGAAAAUGCUGAGCAGAACUACAAAACCAGUACUCGCUAACAACUUAUUUGAUGUCUCCAUUAUCAAUAUCGUAUGGCGGCUGGUGGCUGGCAAAAGAUACAAACUGGAUGAUGAAAAUUUGAAGAAACUGUGCGAUUUGAUCACACGCUGCUUCAAAGCGGUCGACAUCAGCGGUGGUGUGAUGACUUUUAUGCCAUUCCUGAGGUACAUCAUACCAGAUAUCAUUGGGUACACGGAAAUGACGACCGUCCACCGAGCACUACACAAGUUCCUAACAGAAACUAUUAGGGAACACAGAGGUACUCUCGAUCCCGACAAUCCUCGAGAUGUGAUAGACUCUUUUUUAAUAGAACUGCACCAUAAUAAUGGUAGCUCAUUUACAGAGGAAGACCUUCAAGUCGUCUGCUUAGACAUGCUCGAGGCUGGUGUGGAGACAGUAAACAACACAGCUGUAUAUAUGCUACUCCAUUUGGUGCGAGAAAGAAAUGUGCAGAUGCGGUUACAAAUGGAAAUCGAUGAGGUCAUAGGAAAGGAAAGAACACCUUCUUUGUCUGAUAAAUCCAGAAUGGUGUACACGGAAGCAGUGAUAUUAGAAACAUUGAGAAUAUCAAGCAUAGCUCCAGUGGGAAUACCACAUAUGGCUACAGCGGAUACACAAUUAGGAGGCUACGAUAUACCCAAGGGUACUUUCAUAUUAAUAGGCUUGCAUGAUCUCCACAAUGGAAGCCACUGGAAGAAUCCUCAGGAUUUUAGGCCAGAGCGAUUCCUCACCAAAGAAGGAAACCUAAUGCAAGAUGAGACGCUCAAGCCCUUCGGUUUCGGAAAAAGGCGAUGUAUCGGAGAAGGAUUGGCAAGGUCCGAGCUAUUCCUGUUCAUCGCUCACAUAAUGCAAAAGUUCCAUCUGAUAGUUCCGGAUGGAGAUCCUCUCCCCACGGCGGAUCCUGUUGGUGGCAUCACGCUUUCUGCCAAACCAUUCAAGAUACAGUUUCUACCAAGACACGGAUUUUAACCAUAUUCUUUAUUCAGUAACUAAUUAAGCAAUAUAAGGUUAUAGGUAUCUGUCUUAUUUACUUGUUUAAUGUUUUGAACAAGAUAUUUAGUUUCAAUCAUAAAAGCUCUGCUUAGUUUGGAACUGGAUAAUUGUUAGGAAUAUCCCGUAAUUUAUUGUUACCGUUAUUAAUAAAAUACUUAUAUAAAAAGGUCAACUGAUUCUCGAUAAUAAUAAACAAAUAGGAUUUUAACUCUGA